CGCCUCCGGUGCUCAUGAAAUAAUUCAAUGUCUUCGAGAGAGUCCCAGUACAUAAUCGAGGACAGUGGGAGAACUCACGAUUCUACAGCAUCGUUGAGCUUGUAGCCAGUGCUCUUCAAGUACUUCUGAGCGACCUUGUCCGUCGUGCCGGUGAUGCUGAUAAAAUUGGCGACGGCAGCCUUCUGCGAGCUACUAAGAGGCGGCAUGGUGUUCGCUUUCUCUUUUGUCUGUCUAGUUGCGAGCGAGCGAGCGGCGCACGUCUAUGCAGUCGUGCGCGUGGUCUAUACGGGGGUUCGUGACAAGAUCGUGAUUGUGAUAGCUGGUGGUGGCUAUUGCUGCCGUCUGCACGUGUGCGUGUGCUCUCCGUCUUCUUGCUCGAGAAGAUUGCCGGGAGCAAAUCCACCACGUCCGAAAGAAACAGGUCGAGGUGGUGAAAAUGGUGCUUCAAAGAGGCCGAGAGUCGGGUUGGAGCUUAUCCGUGUCCUGGAAGCAGAUCCGCGGUUGCUGGCUUGCUGGCUGGCUGGCGUGGUGCCUGUCUCGAGGGCACACUGUCGAAAACUGCUUCCUUGUCCUGCAGCGGAGCUUGUCUAGCUGUGUCGCAGGACCAGAGAGGUCCAAAAGGCAGGCGAGAGCAGCGCUUGAGUCGCAAUCAGGCCACUUGACACGAAGGGGCAAGGCAGAGUCGCUGGGCAGCGUGGUGUCGUGCGUGGGGGAGCUU
Molecule: messenger RNA, 718 nt
Organism: Microdochium trichocladiopsis
Lineage: Eukaryota; Fungi; Ascomycota; Sordariomycetes; Xylariales; Microdochiaceae
Exons: 3
Coding region: 154-591 (145 amino acids)
Source: RefSeq, a predicted model, not a curated record